Clarias gariepinus (North African catfish) is the source of this 4571-nucleotide messenger RNA. RefSeq names its product DEAH (Asp-Glu-Ala-His) box helicase 9 (gene dhx9). The record is from RefSeq and is a predicted model, not a curated record. Gene Ontology annotation, cellular component: nucleolus; ribonucleoprotein complex; intracellular anatomical structure. NCBI's taxonomy places the organism in Eukaryota, Metazoa, Chordata, Actinopteri, Siluriformes, Clariidae. The transcript has 28 exons. Gene Ontology annotation, molecular function: double-stranded RNA binding; 3'-5' DNA helicase activity; ATP binding. Gene Ontology annotation, biological process: regulation of mRNA processing; positive regulation of transcription by RNA polymerase II. The coding region runs from base 123 to 3953 and encodes 1276 amino acids.
GCGGAAGUAUGUGGCUGCGCGUACAUGUUUUUCUUUUUACCGGCGAAGAAGAGGCCGUUACUGUGCAGCGGAGCCGCUAUUAAAUCUGUCUUCCUGUUUCCGAUUUUUGUGAACCCUUCACCAUGGGGGACAUAAAAAAUUUUCUCUACGCCUGGUGCGGAAAAAAGAAAUUAACCCCAAACUACGAUAUUCGGGCAGCGGGAAACAAGAACAGGCAGAAGUUUUUGUGUGAGGUACGAGUCGAUGGGUUCAAUUACAUCGGAAUGGGAAACUCCACCAAUAAGAAGGACGCCCAGGCCAAUGCAGCACGAGACUUUGUAAAUUAUUUGGUCCGUGCGGGGCAAAUAAGCGCUUCUGAAGUGCCUGCUUUAGGGGCAGGUGUUCCAGAUGUGCCUGAUGGUGGUGGUGGUGGUGGUGAAGGUGGUGAGUUUGGGAAUCUGCCUGCCAGUGGUCCUUUGCCUCCACACUUACUUGUAAAACAAGAGAGAGAUGCUGAACCGAGAUCUGCUCCAGUUCCUGGAGUGACCGGUCUCGGUUACUCGGGCUUGAAUAAUCCUCAGUGGGACCGAGGAGCCAAUAUACAGGACUACUACGCUAGGAAAGAGGAACAGGAUGCCAAAGCUACCCUGGAAUCGGAGGAAGUAGAUUUAAAUGCUGGUCUGCACGGAAACUGGACUCUGGACAAUGCCAAGGCCCGUCUGAACCAGUUCUUUCAAAAAGAGAAAAUCCAAACCGACUACAAGUACAACCAAGUGGGGCCGGACCACAACAGGAGCUUCAUUGCUGAAAUGACUAUCUUUGUGAAGCAGCUCCGUAGAAAUAUUUUUGCUCGUGAGCACGGCUCUAAUAAAAAGCUGGCAGCCCAGUCGUGCGCGCUCUCCCUGGUUCGUCAGCUGUAUCAUCUAGGUGUCAUCGAGGCUUUUACAGGACAGACCAAAAAGAAAGAAGGAGAGACGUUGGAGGUGUAUAACGUAAACGUCAGCGACGAGCUCAAGCAUCAGCUGCGUAGCAUCAUCCAAGAGCUUGGCAUUCACAUUCCUCCAGUUGAUCCUAGUGCUCCAGUGUCUCUUGUUCAGGGAAAGUUGGCCCACUUCGAGCCUUCACAGAGACAGAGUACAGGAGGUGUGGUGCAGUGGUCUCCUCCUCAGGUCAACUGGAACCCUUGGACCAGCAGCAAUAUCGAUGAGGGACCUCUGGCUUUUUGCACCCCAGAGCAGAUCAGUUCAGACCUGCAAAGUGAGCUCCGCUACCAAAUGGAGCAUGACACCAACCUGCAGGAGAGGCUGCAAGAGCGACAGCAGCUGCCAGUCAAAAACUUCGAGGAGGAAAUCAUGCGCACAAUCAACAGCAACCCGGUAGUGAUCAUUCGCGGAGCCACAGGCUGCGGAAAGACCACUCAGGUACCGCAGUACAUUCUGGACCAGUACAUUCAGGACGGACGAGCCUCAGAGUGCAACAUCGUCGUCACUCAGCCUCGGCGAAUCAGCGCUGUGUCAGUGGCUGAGCGCGUGGCAUACGAGAGAGGCGAGGAUCUGGGGAAGAGCUGCGGGUACAGCGUGCGCUUCGAGUCCGUCCUGCCAAGGCCGCACGCCAGCAUCAUGUUUUGCACCGUUGGGGUUCUCCUGAGGAAGCUGGAAGCCGGAAUUCGAGGGAUCAGCCACGUGAUCGUGGACGAAAUCCAUGAGCGUGACAUCAAUACUGAUUUCCUGAUGGUGGUGUUAAGAGACGUGAUCCACGCCUUCCCUGAUGUCCGCGUCGUCCUCAUGUCCGCCACCAUCGAUACGACCAUGUUCAGAGAAUACUACUUCAACUGUCCCAUCAUAGAGGUCUUUGGUCGCACUUUCCCUGUGCAGCAGUACUUCCUGGAGGACUGCAUUCAGAUGACGCAGUUUGUUCCACCUCCGUCAGAUAAGAAGAGGAAAGACAAAGAUGAGGAAGGUGGUGAGGAAGAGGUAAACUGCAACUUGGUAUGCGGACCCGAAUAUGGCCCGGAGACCAAACGUGCUAUGGCCCAAAUGAACGAAAAGGAAACGCCAUUCGAGUUGAUCGAGGCCCUGUUGAAGUACAUCGAGACGUUGCAAGUGACCGGAGCCGUCCUAGUCUUCCUGCCUGGCUGGAAUCUCAUCUAUUCUAUGCAGAAGCACUUGGAGAUGAACCCACAUUUUGGGAGCCAUCGUUAUAGGAUCCUGCCUCUCCACUCCCAGAUCCCCAGAGAGGAGCAGAGGCUGGUGUUCGAGCCUGUACCUGAAGGAGUGACUAAGGUUAUUCUGUCAACUAACAUUGCCGAGACCAGCAUUACCAUCAACGACGUGGUCUACGUCAUAGACUCCUGCAAGCAGAAGGUGAAACUAUUUACCGCCCAUAACAACAUGACCAACUACGCCACCGUGUGGGCAUCCAAGACCAACUUGGAGCAGAGAAAGGGUCGAGCUGGGCGUGUCAGGCCAGGCUUCUGCUUCCACCUGUGCAGCCAGGCACGCUUUGAGAAACUGGAGACGCACAUGACUCCGGAGAUCUUCCGCACACCACUGCACGAGGUGGCUCUCAGUAUUAAGUUGCUCAGACUCGGUGCUAUCGGGCAUUUCCUGGCCAAAGCAAUCGAGCCCCCUCCUCUGGAUGCCGUCAUCGAAGCUGAACACACUCUCCGAGAGCUAGACGCCCUCGACACUAACGAUGAGCUGACACCGCUGGGACGCAUCCUGGCCCGACUACCCAUCGAGCCUCGUCUGGGGAAGAUGAUGAUCAUGGGCUGCAUCCUAAACGUAGGAGACGCCAUGUGCACGAUUUCUGCCGCUUCGUGCUUCUCCGAGCCGUUCAUUAGCGAGGGCAAACGAUUAGGGUUCGUCCACAGGAACUUCGCAGGCACACGGUUCUCUGAUCAUGUGGCCCUGCUUUCUGUCUUUCAAGCCUGGGAUGAAGUCAGGAUGGGCGGAGAGGAGGCAGAAUCUAGGUUCUGCGAUCACAAGCGUCUGCACAUGUCCACUUUAAGGAUGACCUGGGAGGCCAAAGUUCAGCUUAAGGAGAUCCUAAUUAACACCGGUUUUCCUGAAGAGUGCCUGUUGAAUCAGGUCUUCAGCAACGUAGGGCCAGACAAUAAUCUGGAUGUGGUGAUCUCCUUGCUGACGUAUGGCUCCUACCCCAACGUCUGUUACCACAAAGAAAAGAGGAAGAUCUUGACCACUGAAGGGCGAAACGCACUCAUCCACAAGUCUUCUGUUAACUGCCCAUUCACCAGCCAAGACCCGAAUUAUCCGUCACCGUUCUUCGUCUUUGGGGAAAAGAUCCGAACCCGAGCCAUUUCCGCCAAAGGCAUGACCAUGGUCAGCGCUCUCCAGCUCAUUUUGUUCGCCGCCAAGAAAAUCACAUCUAACGGAGAGGUGGUCGUGCUUGACGACUGGAUCAACCUGCGCAUUGAGCAUGAGGUAGCUGGUAGCAUUGCUGGACUGAGAGCUGCAAUGGAGGCUCUCGUUGUGGAAGUGACCAAAGACCCAGAGUACAUCAGAAGCUUCGACCCCACCAACGAACGCCUUUUAAACGUCAUUCGGCUACUCUCCAGACCCUCCUCCGCAGGACUCAACCUCAUGAACAGCAAUCCACGUUUUGGUGACGGGCCUCGGCCUCCGAAGAUGUCCCGGAUGGAUGGAGGAGAUGGAGGGUUCCGCGGUCGCGGAGGAUACAGAGGAGGUGGAGGAUACAAUGGUGGUGGUGGAGGAGGUGGAGGCUACAGGGGGUCUGGAGGAUACAGGGGGUCUGGAGGCGGAGGUGGAGGUGGAUAUCGGGGAUCGGGCGGGUAUCGAGGAGGAGGUGGAGGUGGAUACGGAGGGGGUGGAGGUGGUUACAGAGGAGGUCGUGGGUUUAACAGAGGUGGAUAUGGAGGAGGAGGAGGAGGAGGUGGCGGAGGUGGUUAUGGACGAGGUCGUGGGUUCAACAGAGGUGGAUAUGGAGGAUUCUAGAGACAAGGAUUCAAAGUUUGUAAAAAACUUUAAGGGAAUUAAAGUAAUUGUUGAUACUGAUUUAAUGUUGCAUGAUUAUUUUUUUAUGUUAAGAAAAGCCUAAAUAGUUUUGUGAAAACUAUUAUAUGUAGACAAUUGUUUAAAAAAUUUAAAUAAAAAAUCAGUGCAUGAAAGCAGAGACUGGUACUUGCAAAAUAAUACUUAAAUUUAAUACAGGACCUAGAUUAUUUUUCAUGUUUUCAUUUGAGUUAAAUGUAUGUGGGUUUUUUUUGUUUUUGUUUUUUUAUUUUUAUAAAAUUCACAUAUUGUUAGUGAAAUUGGUUAAUCGUUCCUCAAAUGGAAUGUCACAGUAAAUGUCCAGCACUGUAAGGUGAGGAUCGUUUGUUUAAUAUGUAUAUAAUGAAUGGUCAUUACUAAUAUUGUUUGAGUUAAGAUCAAACCUGCAGUGAUUACAGUGCUUGUUAAAGCAUAUUUAUCAACAUAUGAACUGUUAGCAGGUAAUCAGGAAGAUGUCAUUAAAAGGUCCCUUUUAAUCUUUACCUGUGAAUUACUUUAUUCUGUUUUAUUUUUCUGUAUCACAUCUUUGUAGAAAUAAAUAUUCAAGUUAUUUGAUGCACC